Molecule: messenger RNA, 3537 nt
Organism: Liolophura sinensis
Lineage: Eukaryota; Metazoa; Mollusca; Polyplacophora; Chitonida; Chitonidae
Product: cleavage stimulation factor subunit 3-like
Exons: 21
Coding region: 200-2377 (725 amino acids)
Biological process (GO): mRNA 3'-end processing
Cellular component (GO): nucleus
Molecular function (GO): protein binding; mRNA binding
Source: RefSeq, a predicted model, not a curated record
GUCCGCAAAGAACGGGAACAGAUUUACUGCCAAGUUUACGGAAGGGGUGGUGGCUUUAAAAUGUUGAUGCCAUGUUUCUUUUAGUCUAUCAUCUAAUGUCGACAAUAAAACAGGUGGUUUUGUUAAAUCGAGUAUGAGUAAUUCUUUAUGAGUCUUUGUUUUGUAUCGAACAUUGCAACAACAACACUAAAAAUUCAGCAUGGCUGUGCCGGGAAGUCAUGCGUCGGCCAUUCCUCCUGAGGAGGUGGGUUAUAUUCCAGAUAAAGUCAAGAAGGCAGAGAAGCGAAUAGAGGCUUUUCCAUAUGACACGGAGGCCUGGAGUAUCCUGAUUAGAGAAGCACAGCUGAAGAAGAUCGAGGAUGCAAGGCCAAUUUAUGAACGCCUUGUCACACAGUUUGCCAACGCAGGACGAUACUGGAAGAUAUACAUAGAACAAGAGAUGAAAGCUAAGAAUUACGAGAGAGUUGAGAAGCUUUUCCAAAGAUGUCUGAUCAAGGUGCUCAACAUAGAUCUGUGGAAACUGUAUCUAAAUUACAUCAAAGAGACCAAAGGAUCUCUACCUUCCUACAGAGAAAAGAUGGCACAAGCCUAUGACUUUGCCCUGGACAAAGUGGGAAUGGAUAUUUUCUCAUAUCAAAUAUGGCAAGAUUAUAUUGCAUUCCUGAAGUCUGUAGACGCUGUGGGCUCAUAUGCAGAGAACCAGAGAAUUACAGCCGUGAGAAAGGUGUACCAGAGAGGCGUGGUCAAUCCCAUGGUCAACAUUGAACACCUGUGGAAGGAUUAUUGUCAUUAUGAAACUAGUAUUAACCCUUUGAUUGCCAAAAAGAUGACUGAGGAUAGAGGUAGAGACUAUAUGAAUGCUCGGCGUGUUGCUAAGGAGUACGAGGCUGUGACGAGAGGGUUAAACAGGAACAAUCCCUCUGUCCCUCCACAGAACACGCCUGAGGAGGUCAAACAGGUUGAACUUUGGAAGAAGUACAUCCAAUGGGAGAAAAGCAAUCCAUUAAGGACUGAAGACCAUGCUGUGAUGACCAAAAGAGUGAUGUUUGCCUAUGAACAGUGCCUGCUGUGUCUGGGUCAUCACCCUGAUAUUUGGUAUGAGGCUGCAUCAUACCUGGAGCUUUCAAGUAAACUGCUGGCUGAAAAAGGGGAUCAAAAUGCUGGCAAGAUGUUUGCAGAUGAAGCUGCAGCAAUAUACGAGAGAGCUAUAACAAGUUUGAUGAAAAACAACAUGCUGCUUUAUUUUGCUUACGCAGACUUUGAGGAGGGUCGGAUGAAGUUUGAAAAAGUUCACAGUAUUUAUAAAAGGUUGAUUGCAUUAGAAGAUGUGGAUCCAUCAUUGGCCUGUAUUCAGUAUAUGAAGUUUGGCCGCCGUGCAGAGGGCAUUAAGUCUGGGAGGCAAGUCUUCAAACUGGCCAGAGAGAAUCCAAAAUCUACGUACCAUGUAUAUGUCGCAGCAGCACUGAUGGAAUACUACUGCAGUAAGGAUAAGACUGUUGCUAUGAGGAUAUUUGAGUUAGGACUGAAGAAGUUUGGUCAUUUACCAGAAUAUGUGCUGUGUUAUAUCACGUUUAUGGCAAAUCUCAAUGAGGAUAACAACACAAGGGUUUUAUAUGAACGAGUUUUAUCAUCCGGUCAAAUACCACCAGAGAAAUCCAGUGAGAUUUGGGGCCGUUUCCUUGCCUUUGAGUCAGAAGUAGGAGAUUUAGCAAGUAUACUAAAAGUAGAGAAACGAAGAGCACAAGCAAUUGAAAAGGUACAGGAAUUUGAAGGGAAGGAGACUGCUAUGCUGAUUGACAGGUACAAGUAUCUUGACUUGUAUCCCUGUUCCCAAAGUGAACUUCGAUCUCUGGGUUACUGGGUCUUGGUAAAGCAGAACGUUGUGAUGUUCCCUGCUGGGGAGCGAGAUAAAGCUCUGACCGUACUGGAGGAUGAUGAGGAUACCAAGCGACCAGAGUACCCAAAACCUGACCUGAAUAAUAUGCUGCCAUUCAAACCCAAAAUCACAUCAGCUCAGUCCAGUCAUCCUGUGGAUGGGGGCGUGUUCCCUCCACCCCCAGCAGCUGCUCACCUCAUGACAAUCCUACCACCCCCAAUAUGUUUCCGGGGACCAUUUGUCAAUAUGGACAAAUUUAUCACCCAUAUGAAGGACUUAAAAAUGCCAGAGAGUUACCAGCCUGCUGAUCAGAAUGGGGUGGAUACAAAACCCAAACCUGACCCAGGUACUCAGCUAUCCAUGGACAUUGCCUUAGGAGUGAGAAAACGGAAAGCAAUGGACUCCAGUGUCAAUGAUCACGAGAGUGAUGACGAGGACAGCCAGAUGGCGCCUCCUGCUCAUGAUAUAUACCGCAGUCGACUUCAGAAACGUGUAAAGUGAUUGUGACUUAAACUUCAGUACAAAAACUGUCUCUGGUGAUUCCUGUAAUGGACCUGAUACCUCUGCAUGGCUGAACACCUCUGUGCUAGCCUGCGUGCAUAAAUACACAGGUAUACAUUUACCGUAAAUCACCUAACAUCUCAAGGAAUGUUUAACCAGUUAAUACAAACUGUAGUACAGAAAGGGGCUUGGUUUGUGAUAAAUCAUGUGGAGAUACACGUGAUUUGCGGAAAGUCAAAUAUAAUGUCUCUUUUUGUUCACCAUUUGAGUACAAAAGAGUGGUUUAAUUGUUGGUGAGAAAUUCCUUGAAAUUAUAAGUGAGUUUAGCCAUACAUAUGUAUGUGUCCAGAGAAGUUACUGCCCAUGCAUGUAUAUAAACAAACUCAUCCUAGGCAGCUUAUCCUACUUUCACAGGAUUCUUCAGUUUUGAUGAUUGUUGCACAAAAAAGCAAGGACUUCUGAGACUGACUGCCAGAAUUCUGAACAGUGUUCACAAACUUCUUACGAUCAGGAUUAUUGACAGUACCACAGAGGACCAACUCUGUUCUUGAAGCAUUGCUAUAAAAAUCACAUAGAAAUGCAUCGUAUUUCGUGGUUCGUGUGGUGUGAAAGAUAAACCUUAUGAUUUCUCACACGAAUCGGUUAUAUUGAAAGCCAGUGUAAGUAAAUGUAGAGUGCAAAAAAAAACUUACACAAAUUUUGUCCAUGUAGAAUUUUCCCUGGUGAUUUCUUUGUAGUUUUGCAGGUAGGAAUCCAUAGUUUGGGUUGUUAUCACUGUGGACUAUAGGUCAUCUUUGUUACGCCUGUCUGUGUGUUUGCCAUACGUAUCACUCAAAGUCUAAUCUGAAGUGAAGCACAGAAGCCAGCCGCUUUCAUCAGCGUGUAUAAAUGUGAGGAGAUAUUUCAUUGUCAUUAUUGGUAGCCACCAUGACUGUUAUGCUUGGAUAUACAUUUAUUUGCUUCAGUUGCUAUGGUUUCCAUGUCUCUUGCUAUUUAGUCAUCUUAUAGUGACAGUUUUAUUGUAAAGUUUCAUUACAAUUUGUGAACACAUAGAGAGUAAGUUUCAGAUGUUCUAGGUAUCUGCCAUUUUGAUGGCUCGAUUUUGAGUGUUUUAAUGUAAAUCUCCAUCACUUUGUUUUGCCUGUGUUUAGAGCUUAUCU